Metarhizium robertsii ARSEF 23 is the source of this 951-nucleotide messenger RNA. RefSeq names its product Formyltetrahydrofolate deformylase. NCBI's taxonomy places the organism in Eukaryota, Fungi, Ascomycota, Sordariomycetes, Hypocreales, Clavicipitaceae. The record is from RefSeq and is a predicted model, not a curated record. Gene Ontology annotation, biological process: 'de novo' IMP biosynthetic process. The coding region runs from base 1 to 951 and encodes 316 amino acids. The transcript has a single exon. Gene Ontology annotation, molecular function: formyltetrahydrofolate deformylase activity.
AUGCCCAACGACAACGACUACAUCCUCACGCUCUCGUGCCCCGACAAGCCGGGCAUCGUCCACGCCGUGACGGCCGUCUUCGCCGCCCACGGGCACAAUGUGCUCGACCUCCAGCAGUUCAGCGACCCCGCGUCGCGGCGCUUCUUCAUGCGCGUGCACUUUGGGCCCAAGGCCGGCGCCGUCACCGCCGAGCACCUCGCGCGGCCGUUUGACGAGCUGGCCGCCGCGUACGAGAUGGCCUACGACAUCCGGCCCGUGGCGCAGAAGAUGAAGGUGCUCAUCAUGGUGUCCAAGAUUGGGCACUGCCUCAACGACUUGCUGUUUCGCAUGAAGACGGGGCAGCUAAAGAUGGAGGUAUAUGUUUUCCAUGCAUCACCAGCUUUCAUCAUAAACAAAAAGAAUAGAGAGGCACGAAGAGAAGAGCACCAACUAACACCCCGCCAGGUCCCCGUCAUCGUCUCCAACCACGCCGACUACGAGCCCCUCGCCGCCUCGUACGGCAUCGAGUUCCACCACCUCCCCGUCACAAAGGACACCAAGGCGCAGCAGGAGGCGCGGGUGCUCGACCUCGUGAGGCGGCACGGCAUCGAGCUCGUCGUGCUCGCGCGCUACAUGCAGGUGCUCUCGCCGACGCUCUGCGAGGCCAUGUCGGGCCGCAUCAUCAACAUCCACCACAGCUUCCUGCCGUCCUUCAAGGGCGCCAAGCCGUACCACCAGGCGUACGAGCGCGGGGUGAAAAUCAUUGGCGCCACGGCGCACUUUGUCACGGCGGACCUGGACGAGGGCCCCAUCAUUGAGCAGCGCGUCGCGCGCGUCGACCACAGCAUGGGGCCGCAGGAGCUGGUGGAGGAGGGGUCCAAUGUCGAGAGCCAGGUGCUGGCUGCGGCUGUGCGGUGGUAUGCGGACCGGAGGGUGUUUCUGAACGGCUCCAAGACGGUGGUGUUUGGGUGA